UUCAUUGUUAAGAAAGUUGAAUAUACAUCUGAAACUGAAAAAAGUAAUGUUCUUUUUUCAUCUACUUAAGUAGCACUUUCUCUUAGCUAAAAAUAUCAAUGUUCUUUGAUAUUCGCCUCAUCAUAGAUAGCAGUUUGCAAGUUGUAGUGUUUUAGACUUUUACUUGCUUAGAUGGAGGGGAGUGAUAUAUAUAGAGCAAGGAAUAGUUUACGUGCUAACAGUUCUACAGUUUGGAGAAACAGUAUAAUGGAGGCUUUUUCAAGGUCCUCGCGGCAUGAAGAAGACAACGAUGAAGAAGCUCUGAAAUGGGCUGCACUUGAGAAACUCCCCACUUACAACCGUUUGAGGAAAGGGUUGUUGACCACUUCGCGUGGAGUCGCCAACGAGAUUGAUAUAACUGAACUUGGAUUUCAAGAAAGACAGAAACUGUUGGACAGGUUGAUCAAUGUUGCUGAAGAGGACAAUGAGACGUUACUAUUGAAGCUCAAGGAACGAAUUGACAGAGUUGGGAUUGAUAUUCCAACAAUUGAAGUUCGAUAUGAGCAUUUAAAUGUUGAGGCAGAGGCUUACGUGGGAAGCAGAGCUUUGCCAACCUUCCUGAACUUCGUUACUAAUAUGGUGGAGAGUUUCUUUACUUCUCUCCAUAUUCUCUCAGGCAAAAAGAAACAUGUUACUAUCCUUAGGGAUGUUAGUGGAAUCAUCAAACCUCGCAGGAUGGCACUACUUCUGGGUCCUCCAAGUUCAGGAAAGACCACACUCCUUUUGGCCCUUUCAGGAAAACUUGAUCCAACUCUAAAGGUGUCAGGGAGAGUGAAUUAUAAUGGGCAUGAAAUGAACGAGUUUGUUCCUCAGAGAACAGCUGCAUACAUUAGCCAGCAUGAUGUUCACAUUGGAGAAAUGACAGUGAGGGAAACCUUGGCAUUCUCAGCAAGGUGCCAAGGGGUUGGAACACGUUAUGACUUGCUAUCUGAGUUGGCUAGAAGAGAAAAAGAAGCAAAGAUCAAGCCAGACCCGGAUAUUGAUGUCUACAUGAAGGCAGCUGCAACAGGAGGCCAGGAGGCAAGUUUGGUAACAGAUUAUGUACUGAAGAUUUUGGGGUUGGAUAUAUGUGCUGAUACAAUGAUGGGGGAUGAAAUGUUGCGCGGUAUAUCUGGAGGACAAAGGAAGCGGGUUACUACAGGGGAGAUGUUGGUUGGACCAGCAAAUGCUCUAUUUAUGGAUGAAAUAUCAACUGGUUUAGACAGUUCCACAACUUUCCAAAUUGUGAAGUCACUUAGGCAAUAUGUUCACAUUCUUAAUGGAACUGCAGUUAUCUCUCUACUCCAGCCAGCACCGGAGACUUAUGAACUUUUUGAUGACAUUGUUCUUAUAUCUGAUGGUCAAAUUGUCUACCAAGGACCCCGUGAGUAUGUUCUUGAAUUUUUUGAAUAUGUGGGUUUCCAAUGUCCUGAGAGGAAAGGCGUAGCUGACUUUCUACAAGAAGUAACUUCAAGAAAGGAUCAAGAGCAGUAUUGGAUUCACAGAGAUGAAUCAUACAGGUUUGUAACUGUUACUGAAUUUGCUGAGGCAUUUCAGUCAUUCCAUGUUGGUAGGAGAAUUGGAGAAGAGCUUGCAACUCCUUUUGACAAGUCCAAGAGCCACCCAGCAGCAUUAACCACUAAAAAGUAUGGUGUUAACAAGAAGGAAUUGUUAAAGGCUAACUUCUCAAGAGAGUAUUUGCUUAUGAAAAGGAAUUCAUUUGUUUACAUCUUCAAGCUGUUCCAACUUACAAUCCUGGCAAUAUUGACCAUGACAAUGUUUCUGCGAACUGAGAUGCACCGUAAUUCCUUGAAUGAUGGAGGUGUUUAUACUGGUGCUCUAUUUUUCGCAGUAGUAAUUCUUAUGUUUAAUGGACUGGCUGAGAUUUCAAUGACCAUUGUAAAGCUUCCCAUUUUCUACAAGCAACGAGACCUUCUAUUUUAUCCUUCAUGGGCAUAUGCCAUUCCCUCAUGGAUCCUCAAGAUUCCUAUUACAUUUAUAGAGGCUGCUGUUUGGGUAUUUCUCACCUACUAUGUAAUUGGAUUUGAUCCAAAUGUUGGGAGGUUGUUAAAGCAGUACCUUGUGCUACUAUUGAUAAACCAAAUGUCUUCUGGAUUGUUUCGAGCUAUUGCAGCACUGGGUAGGAACAUGAUUGUAGCCAGCACAUUUGGGUCCUUUGCACUUCUCGUUCUAUUUGCAUUAGGUGGCUUCGUUCUGUCAAGAAAUGAUAUCAAGAACUGGUGGAUUUGGGGUUACUGGAUUUCACCUUUAAUGUAUGGACAGAAUGCAAUAGUGGUGAAUGAAUUCCUUGGAGAUAGUUGGAACCACUUCACCCCAAAUUCAAAUAAGACGUUGGGAAUUCAAAUUUUGGAGUCCCGUGGGUUCUUCACACAUGCAUAUUGGUAUUGGAUAGGAAUUGGGGCGUUGAUUGGAUUUAUGAUCCUUUUCAACAUUAUAUACACUUUGGCUCUCACUUACCUCAAUCCAUAUGAUACGCCACAGACAACAAUAACUGAAGAAUCAGAAAGCGGUAUGACUAAUGGGAUAGCAGAAAGUGCUGGAAGAGCUAUUGCUGUUAUGAGUUCUAGCCACAAAAAGAAAAGAGGAAUGAUUCUUCCUUUUGAACCAUAUUCUAUCACAUUUGAUCAAAUAGUUUACUCUGUUGAUAUGCCACUGGAAAUGAAGGAUCAAGGUGUAAGGGAGGACAGGUUGGUGCUUUUGAAAGGUGUUAGUGGUGCAUUUAGGCCUGGUGUUCUCACUGCCUUGAUGGGUGUAAGUGGUGCUGGUAAAACUACAUUGAUGGAUGUUUUAGCCGGAAGGAAAACUGGUGGGUAUAUUGAGGGAAACAUAAAAGUUUCUGGCUACCCCAAAAGGCAAGAAACGUUUGCUCGUAUUUCUGGUUAUUGUGAGCAGAACGAUAUCCACUCUCCUCAUGUUACUGUCUAUGAGUCGUUGGUCUACUCUGCAUGGCUUCGUUUACCUGCAGAAGUUGAAGCCUACACUAGAAAGAUGUUCAUUGAGGAAGUCAUGGAACUCGUGGAGUUGAACCCAUUGAGGAACUCACUGGUUGGCUUGCCUGGUGUGAAUGGUCUCUCAACAGAACAACGCAAGAGGCUAACAAUAGCAGUUGAAUUAGUGGCUAAUCCGUCCAUAAUUUUCAUGGAUGAGCCUACUUCAGGGUUAGAUGCUAGGGCCGCUGCAAUUGUUAUGAGAACUGUUAGGAACACAGUUGACACAGGAAGAACAGUUGUUUGCACCAUCCAUCAGCCAAGCAUUGACAUAUUUGAAGCUUUUGAUGAGUUAUUCCUAAUGAAGCGGGGAGGGCAAGAAAUAUACGUUGGGCCAUUGGGACGUCAUUCUAGUCAAAUGAUCAAGUAUUUUGAGAGCAUUGAAGGGGUUGGUAAAAUCAAAGAUGGCUACAACCCGGCAACUUGGAUGUUGGAAGUCACAACUCCAGCACAAGAACUUAAUUUAGGUGUUGAUUUUCAUGAAAUAUACAGAAAUUCUGGGCUGUGCAGGAGAAACAAGCGACUUAUAUCUGAACUAGGGAACCCCGCUCCUGGUUCAAAAGAUCUUCAUUUUCCUACUCAAUAUCCUCAGUCACUUUUGGUUCAAUGCCUAGCUUGCUUAUGGAAACAACAUUGGUCAUAUUGGCGCAAUCCGCCAUACACUGCUGUGAGAUUUCUAUCAACUACUGUCACAGCCGUGUUGUUUGGAACAAUGUUCUGGGACCUUGGAGGCAAAUACUCUAGCAGACAGGACCUAUUUAAUGCCAUGGGUUCUAUGUAUAAUGCUGUUCUCUUUGUUGGGGUCCAAAAUUCUGCCUCUGUACAACCAGUGGUAGCCAUUGAAAGAACUGUCUUUUAUAGAGAAAGAGCUGCCGGAAUGUAUUCUGCCUUGCCUUAUGCACUUGCACAAGUUAUAAUAGAGCUACCUUAUGUUUUUGUGCAAGCUACAUCAUAUUCUGUCAUAGUUUAUGCUAUGAUGGGAUUUGAAUGGACAUUACAGAAGUUCUUUUGGUACGUGUUUUUCAUGUACUUCACAUUGUGCUACUUCACCUUCUAUGGCAUGAUGACUGUGGCAGUUACACCAAAUCACCAUGUCGCUUCAGUUGUGGCUUCUGCAUUUUAUGGAAUUUGGAACCUCUUUUCAGGGUUUGUCAUUGCACGACCAAGCAUUCCUGUGUGGUGGAGGUGGUACUAUUGGGCAUGUCCAGUGGCCUGGACCAUAUACGGGUUGGUUGCCUCGCAGUUUGGGGAUAUAACCAAUGUGAUGAAAUCAGAAAAUAUGUCAGUGCAAGAGUUCAUAAGAAGUCAUUUGGGUAUCAAACAUGAUUUCGUAGGAGUUUCAGCAAUUAUGGUUUCUGGGUUUGCAGUGCUAUUUGUUAUUAUUUUUGCUGUCUCAAUCAAGGCCUUCAACUUCCAAAGGCGAUAGAUUAGGCUCCUUUUGCCAACACGAGUGAUCCUUCAUGUUUUUCUAAGAUUUUUUUUUCCCACAUUAUUGUAUCCUAUUUGUCAUAUUCAUGCACCACUUGUCGAUAAUAUGUCACUUUUGUAUCAUCAGACUUAGUUAUGCAUUAACAUUUUUCUUAAAAAUCUUCUCA
Molecule: messenger RNA, 4621 nt
Organism: Glycine soja
Lineage: Eukaryota; Viridiplantae; Streptophyta; Magnoliopsida; Fabales; Fabaceae
Product: pleiotropic drug resistance protein 1-like
Exons: 21
Coding region: 172-4452 (1426 amino acids)
Cellular component (GO): membrane
Molecular function (GO): ABC-type transporter activity; ATP binding; ATP hydrolysis activity
Source: RefSeq, a predicted model, not a curated record